Cynoglossus semilaevis (tongue sole) is the source of this 5227-nucleotide messenger RNA. RefSeq names its product ephrin type-A receptor 6. The coding region runs from base 296 to 3133 and encodes 945 amino acids. Lineage: Eukaryota; Metazoa; Chordata; Actinopteri; Pleuronectiformes; Cynoglossidae. Gene Ontology annotation, biological process: ephrin receptor signaling pathway; protein phosphorylation; axon guidance. Gene Ontology annotation, cellular component: plasma membrane; dendrite. The transcript has 15 exons. The record is from RefSeq and is a predicted model, not a curated record. Gene Ontology annotation, molecular function: ATP binding; transmembrane-ephrin receptor activity; protein binding.
UCAUUAAACUGUGUCGUUUCACUUGUGUGGUGAGGAGAGCAGAAAAAGAAACAUGCCUCCAGUACAUAAUGGUCCUGUUGUAACAAUGUGGAGGAAAGAAUUCCAUUUUGCCUUCACACACCAUUUGAUUCCGUCCUCUGAUCACUUGGAGUAUUAAAUUCUGCCGUGUACCAUUAGUGGGAUAUUAUUGAUCUUAUCGUAAUGUACCUUUUUCUUUUUCCCAUUUUCUUUCCUUCUCUACUCGUUAACCAAACUUUCUUCUGUCUUUUCCCUCUAGUGGGACGCCAUCACCGAGAUGGACGAGCACAACCGGCCCAUCCACACGUUCCAGGUCUGCAAUGUGAUGGAACCCAACCAGAACAACUGGCUGCGUUCCAACUGGAUCUCUCGACAGGCGGCUCAAAAGAUCUAUGUGGAGCUUCGCUUUACUCUGCGGGACUGCAACUCCAUACCCUGGGUGUCUGGCACCUGCAAGGAGACUUUCAAUCUUUUCUACCACGAGACGGACGAGGCCCACGGUGUCAAGUUCAAGCCCGUGCAGUACACAAAGGUUGACACCAUCGCCGCCGACGAGAGCUUCACUCAGAUGGAUCUCGGAGAUCGCAUCCUCAAGCUCAACACCGAGGUGCGCGAGGUCGGACCGAUGACCAGGAAAGGCUUCUACCUGGCGUUCCAAGACAUCGGCGCCUGCAUCGCCUUGGUUUCCGUGAGGGUUUACUAUAAAAAAUGUCCGUUUACGCUGAGGAACUUGGCUUCGUUUCCCGACACGGUGCCUCGCGUGGACUCCUCUUCGCUGGUGGAGGUGAGGGGUGCGUGUAUCGACCACGCUGAGGAAAGAGACACUCCGAAACUCUUCUGUGGAGCUGAUGGUGAUUGGUUGGUUCCCCUGGGAAGAUGUGUCUGCAGUGUUGGAUAUGAAGAGACCGACGGCACCUGUAGUGCGUGCAUUCCAGGCUUCUACAAGGCCUACGCCGGAAACAUCAAGUGUUCCAAAUGCCCUCCUCACAGCUUCAGUUACGCUGAAGGAUCGUCCAUCUGCCACUGUGAGAAAGGCUUCUACAGGGCAAGGAAAGAUCCGCCCACCAUGGCCUGUACACGCCCUCCGUCUCCACCUCGUAACCUGAUGUUCAACCUGAAUGACACCUGCCUGAUGCUGGAGUGGUCGCCACCCAGCGACACCGGGGGGCGCCGGGACCUCACUUACAACGUGCAGUGCAAGCGCUGCGGUCCUGAGCCCAACCACUGCCAGCUGUGCGAGGAGGACCUGCGCUUCCUGCCACGGCCACUGGGCCUAACCAACGCCACGGUCACCGUCACAGACUUCACAGCGCACGCCAACUACACCUUCGAGAUCGAGUCGCUCAACGGCGUGUCGAACUUAAGCUCCUUCCCUCGCCAGGUGGCUGCCAUCACCGUCAGAACUGAUCAGGGCGGUCCGUCUGUCAUCGGGGCAGUGAAGAAGGACUGGGCCUCUCCCAACAGCAUCGCCCUCUCCUGGCAGCAGCCUGAACAAGCGGUGCCUCCCAUCCUGGAGUACGAGAUCAAGUACAAUGAGAAGGAACAGGAACAGCUGAGCUACUCGUCCACGCGCACCAAAGCUCCCAGCGUCAUCGUGUCGGGUUUGAAGGCGGCCACGUGGUACUCCUUCAGCGUACGCACUCGAACUGCAGCGGGAUACAGUUCCUACUCGUCAAAGUACGAUUACAAGACCGCAGGAGACUCGUCAGAUCUAGCUUCUGAUCAAGGCCAGGUGCUGGUUAUCGUCACUGCGGCCGUAGGAGGCUUCACGCUCCUCGUCAUCCUCACCCUCUUCCUCCUCAUCACAGGAAGGUGUCAGUGGUACUUCAAGGCCAAGAUGACCACAGAGGAGAAGAGGAGGACCAGCUACCAGAAUGGACACAUUCCUGUGCCGGGAAUAAAAACCUACGUGGACCCUGAUACGUACGAGGACCCCACUCAGGCGGUCCACGAGUUCACCAAGGAGAUCGACCCGUCCAGGAUCCGCAUCGAGAGAGUGAUUGGAGCCGGGGAGUUUGGGGAGGUGUGCAGCGGCCGACUCAGGACGCUGGGGAAGAAGGAGAUCGCCGUGGCCAUAAAGACGCUGAAAGGAGGCUACGUGGAUCGCCAGAGGCGGGACUUCCUGCGCGAGGCAUCCAUCAUGGGCCAGUUCGACCACCCCAACAUCAUCAGGUUGGAAGGCGUCGUCACAAAAAGCAGACCUGUGAUGAUAGUGGUGGAGUAUGUGGAAAAUGGAUCACUGGACUCAUUUCUGAGGCAACACGAUGGUCACUUCACUGUCAUCCAGUUGGUUGGAAUGCUCCGUGGCAUCGCCUCAGGUAUGAAGUACCUGUCAGACAUCGGCUACGUUCACAGAGACCUGGCGGCUCGAAACAUCCUGGUCAACAGCAACCUGGUGUGUAAAGUGUCAGACUUCGGUUUGUCCCGAGUGCUGGAGGACGACCCCGAGGCCGCGUACACCACCACGGUACACCUGAACUCUCCUCGCUGUAUUAUUUAUCUUCAGGGUGGUAAAAUUCCCAUCCGAUGGACAGCACCUGAAGCCAUCUCUUACAGGAAGUUCUCCUCAGCCAGUGAUGCGUGGAGUUACGGCAUUGUCAUGUGGGAAGUGAUGUCAUAUGGGGAACGGCCGUACUGGGAGAUGUCCAAUCAGGAUGUGAUCCUGUCCAUCGAGGAGGGCUACCGUCUGCCCGCGCCCAUGGGCUGCCCAGUCGCCCUGCACCAGCUGAUGCUGCACUGCUGGCAGAAGGAGAGGAAUCAUCGGCCCAAGUUCCCAGAUAUUGUUUCCUUCUUGGAUAAACUGAUCCGUAACCCCAGCAGCCUGCUGCCGCUGGUCGAGGACAUUCAGAGUCUUCCAGAGUCUCCCGGGGAGGACAUGGACUACCCGAUGUUCAUCUCUGUCACUGACUGGCUGGACUCCAUUAAGAUGAGUCAGUACAGCAGUAACUUCAUGGCAGCGGGUUACAGCACGCUGGAUUCAGUGGCCGGAAUGAGCAUUGAAGAUGUGAGGAGCAUCGGGGUGGAGCUCAUUGGCCACCAGAGGCGGAUCAUCAGCAGCUUACAGACUCUUCGCCUCCAGCUGCUGCACGAACAGGAGAAGGGUUUCCAUGUAUGAAGACGCACUUUUUUACCACAACCUGGGACGGACACAGAGGCGGAGCAGAAGGGACUGAAGUGUAGACCUCAGAAACCGACCGGUCCACAGCCUUCGCCUGAGUCGAACUGAACAGACUGGACUGACUCUCGGUCUCUCCCUCACACGUCCAGUAGUAACAGACCUGUUUUUUAUACUCUCCAUUCUUUUCCCAGUUCGCCCAGUGGGUCCACAGUGUUCCAGACUAUCACAGCCUGAGUACACACACACACACACACACACACACACACACACACACACACACUGGACCAGGCCCUCGCUUAGGGGAAAUGUAAUGCCUUGUUGCAGCAGCAGUAUUGUGUGUGGAGCAACAAUAUAUAGAGAUGUAGAUUUAUAAACAUAAUCUACAGAGUUUUCUUCUCUUUUUUUUUUUUUUUUUCUUGCUCUGAGUUAAGUGCUCAUGUAGCUGCUAUCGGGUGUGCAAUUGAAAUGUUUUACGUCUACUCUACAAAGUAUCCUCAGUACUUCUUUGGUUUUGUUGUGUUUUUUUUUUUUUUGGGGGGGGGGGUUAAUUAAUUUGUCCUCUCCCCAGAGAGUCUUGUACACUAAUACUUGAAGACAGAAGCAAGUUAAGAAGAUGCCGUGAAUGUUUUAAAAGUGUAUAGAAGAAUAUUCCAUAAUUAUUAUCAUAACCUAUCUAUCUAUAUACGUGCGGUCCUUUAUGUGAAAGCCCUAGUGAAUCUGGAACUUACUUAAAAUGUUUUUAUUUCUUUUUUUCUAUGGGUUAGUUUUUUUAAUAACGUCAGCAAUACAGUCACCUCAGUAUUUCCAAGAGACGAAGGCUCGUACUGUACGAUAAAACGAGAAAAAAAAAAAAAAAAAAACUCAUGCUGAACAGCAGCCACGUCCGCCUGGUUUUAGUCUCACACGCUCCUGUACCAGAACUGGGUCCGAUGCCUUCUGAUGAAGAACAGUAACAACUCUGCUCCGACAGUUUUUCUGCCUUUUUUUGGAUUGUGAAUGUUUCACGUUGCCUGAAAGUUCACAGUCUCCACUACCUGCAUAUGAAUGUUCACAGAUCUUCGCUGCUGUUGAGGUGGGAGUCCACCAACGGAACAUGUAUCGAUUGAUUCACAGUACCGGCCUACGCCUGUUGUUGUUAGUACUUCCACGCAAAGUUGUUGUUGUAUUGGAUCGGUGGUUCCCAAAGUGGGGGGCUGGCCCCCUUUUGGGGGCGCAGAGCUGUUGCAAGGACGGUCACGGAGAGAGAAAAAAAAUGUAUUUCACUUUAAAUUUUUUUUUUUUUUUUUGCUACAGUGGUGCCGCAGAAAUAGUUUGGGAACCACUGUGCUUGGUGUAACAGAUGUAAAGCUUCCAGGAGGAUUCAUCUGACCAACUGAUGUUGGGACUGAUGUCAUGUUUCCAGAACUCAGUGACAGACAGGAAUUUAUUAUAAGUUUUAUUCUCCGGUCCGGUGGUGGACAGAAGGCGGUAUAUUCAUAGAUUGUAAUCAGCAUAGAAUCUCAGGCUGAUAUUCAACGACUGUCAUUAUCAGCAGCAUCACACACACACUGUCUCACACACACACACACACACACCUACACACACACUCACACAUGCACUGAAUGCCUUACAAUGACAGAUACACUUUACAGUAGCUCCAGAGUUUGAGUGCAGUCAAAGGACCUAGCCAUUACUUUGAAUCGUCAUCCAUGUGAAUAUGAAGAGCUCGUCGUCAAGACAACAAACUGUGUCAACAGUGAUGAAUGUCAAAAGGCAAACAGGAUCCGUGCUCUGGGGUCACAGCGCAGUGGUUAUGCUUCCGGACCUUUCAGGAGUAGGAAAGGCGCAUGUGCACAUGGCAACACACAGACAUAUUUGUACACACACCUCCCUCACAGUCAGCACCCCCUCGACGGAUAAGGAGAAUAUCAGAUGCUGUUUGUUUAGCAUGUUCUACUGCUGAGCAAUGUUAGAACAUUCUUUUGUACAAAGUACAAGUAUACUUAUAAUUCUUGUAUUUUAUUUUUCUAUGAUUUCCAAAGAGAUGUUGUAGAUCUUGCACACUGUAAGAGGCAGCGGAUAUUUAUUUGCAAUUAAAGAUGAACAGUUCUG